AUGGUAGGCCUGUCAGUCACUUCUCUUCUCACUGCGGUUGAAUCUACCGUUACAUCGACUGCUCUCCCCACUAUCUCGCGCGAUCUACAUGCGGGAGUGUAUAACAUCUGGUUUGCAAGUGCAGUCUUUCUGUUGAGGUUGGUCCCCGCUUCGCCCUCAUCAUUUACAGACCGAAUAACCAUGGCCUUGUCAGCACCGCGUUUCAACCGCUUUACGGACAGCUUGCCGACGUUUUUGGUCAACGAUGGCCCCGCUGUCGCCCUGCCUGCUUCGGGAAGUGGCAUCAGCGGUGGUGCGAGCUCAUCUCGGAAGCGCCAAUCUGCUGGUCAAUAUUGCCUUCUGUUACCUUAUUACUUUGCACCAACGAGUGCAAGUGACAGCGCUUAUCUUCAUAGUGUUUCGGUGAGCUCCUCCAUCGGACCCUUCAUCGGAGGCGCUCUCACGCAGCACGUCACCUAG
Messenger RNA from Aspergillus oryzae RIB40, 459 nucleotides. RefSeq lists its product as uncharacterized. The transcript has a single exon. The record is from RefSeq and is a predicted model, not a curated record. Lineage: Eukaryota; Fungi; Ascomycota; Eurotiomycetes; Eurotiales; Aspergillaceae. Bases 1 to 459 code for a protein of 152 amino acids.